This is a messenger RNA of Trichomonas vaginalis G3, 1626 nucleotides long. RefSeq lists its product as uncharacterized. The transcript has a single exon. The coding region runs from base 1 to 1626 and encodes 541 amino acids. The record is from RefSeq and is a predicted model, not a curated record. NCBI's taxonomy places the organism in Eukaryota, Parabasalia, Trichomonadida, Trichomonadidae.
AUGUAUGACCUCCUCACUGUUCUCAUGAACUAUUUCAUCACUGUUCUCAUGUAUGACCUCCUCACUGUUCUCAUGAACUAUUUCAUCACUGUUCUCAUGAACGACCUCCUCACUGUUCUCAUGAACUAUUUCAUCACUGUUCUCAUGAACGACCUCCUCACUGUUCUCAUGAACUAUUUCAUCACUGUUCUCAUGUAUGACCUCCUCACUGUUCUCAUGAACUAUUUCAUCACUGUUCUCAUGUAUGACCUCCUCACUGUUCUCAUGAACUAUUUCAUCACUGUUCUCAUGUAUGACCUCCUCACUGUUCUCAUGAACUAUUUCAUCACUAUUCUCAUGUAUGACCUCCUCACUGUUCUCAUGAACUAUUUCAUCACUGUUCUCAUGUAUGACCUCCUCACUGUUCUCAUGAACUAUUUCAUCACUGUUCUCAUGUAUGACCUCCUCACUGUUCUCAUGAACUAUUUCAUCACUGUUCUCAUGUAUGACCUCCUCACUGUUCUCAUGAACUAUUUCAUCACUGUUCUCAUGUAUGACCUCCUCACUGUUCUCAUGAACUAUUUCAUCACUGUUCUCAUGUAUGACCUCCUCACUGUUCUCAUGAACUAUUUCAUCACUGUUCUCAUGAACGACCUCCUCACUGUUCUCAUGAACUAUUUCAUCACUGUUCUCAUGUAUGACCUCCUCACUGUUCUCAUGAACUAUUUCAUCACUGUUCUCAUGUAUGACCUCCUCACUGUUCUCAUGAACUAUUUCAUCACUGUUCUCAUGAACGACCUCCUCACUGUUCUCAUGAACUAUUUCAUCACUGUUCUCAUGUAUGACCUCCUCACUGUUCUCAUGAACUAUUUCAUCACUGUUCUCAUGUAUGACCUCCUCACUGUUCUCAUGAACUAUUUCAUCACUGUUCUCAUGAACUAUUUCAUCACUGUUCUCAUGUAUGACCUCCUCACUGUUCUUAUGAACUAUUUCAUCACUGUUCUCAUGUAUGACCUCCUCACUGUUCUCAUGAACUAUUUCAUCACUGUUCUCAUGUAUGACCUCCUCACUGUUCUCAUGAACUAUUUCAUCACUAUUCUCAUGUAUGACCUCCUCACUGUUCUCAUGAACUAUUUCAUCACUGUUCUCAUGUAUGACCUCCUCACUGUUCUCAUGAACUAUUUCAUCACUGUUCUCAUGUAUGACCUCCUCACUGUUCUCAUGAACUAUUUCAUCACUGUUCUCAUGUAUGACCUCCUCACUGUUCUCAUGAACUAUUUCAUCACUGUUCUCAUGUAUGACCUCCUCACUGUUCUCAUGAACUAUUUCAUCACUGUUCUCAUGUAUGACCUCCUCACUGUUCUCAUGAACUAUUUCAUCACUGUUCUCAUGUAUGACCUCCUCACUGUUCUCAUGAACUAUUUCAUCACUGUUCUCAUGUAUGACCUCCUCACUGUUCUCAUGAACUAUUUCAUCACUGUUCUCAUGUAUGACCUCCUCACUGUUCUCAUGAACUAUUUCAUCACUGUUCUCAUGUAUGACCUCCUCAUUGUCUUUCAUAAGCGUUUCAAAGUCUCCUUUACUCAUUACUUCAAUCUCAUGCUGUUCACAGUAGUACUUAAACUCACUGUAUAUGUUUUGUCAUGA